Molecule: messenger RNA, 640 nt
Organism: Phytophthora nicotianae INRA-310
Lineage: Eukaryota; Oomycota; Peronosporomycetes; Peronosporales; Peronosporaceae
Exons: 1
Coding region: 1-561 (186 amino acids)
Molecular function (GO): antioxidant activity; oxidoreductase activity
Source: RefSeq, a predicted model, not a curated record
AUGUCGUUGUGCGUGUUGAAUGAGCCGGCGCCAGACAUGAGGCUAACGGAUCUGGAGACGGGCGAGCAGAAGCAGCUUCUGGACUUGGUGGAGAGCUCGGGUAAAUACACGAUCUUGACGUUCUACGCCACUUGGAGCAAGGCAAGCGAGCGUGAGGUGGAGACGAUGGAGAUUUUCAGCAAAGAUCGCCACAACAAACUGCUCAACUUUGUGCUGGUGAAUCUUGAUCAGAAUAUUGGAGACACUUUCGCUUUUCUGGAUACGAUCGUGGAGCACAAGAUCGGAGAUGAAACGAUCAAAGGGCCGCGGGUGUGUCGAUACUAUGGCAAUGGAAAUGAACCAACAGUUCUGCAUUAUGGGGCGGCUGAGGUCCCUGAGCCGUACGGUCUACAGAGCGUCCCGCACACGGUUGUGAUCGAUCCGCAGGGCAUCGUCCUCCGUAACGGUGACAAUUUCCAUUGGGAUGACAUUGCUGCUCUAUUACGCCACCGCCAAGAAGAGACCGAUCCAACUUACUUUAAAAAGAUCAUGUCGUGGAUGCUACCUCCAAUUGCUACUUGAGUUCGAGCCUCAGUAUCCAGAAAAAUGAACUUGAAAACUCAGCACUGCAUGACCAUUUCACUUCGAAACACAUAAUAUG